AUGGGUGUCCAGUCACUAUGGGAUAUAGUUGGACCAUCAGCAAGGCCGGUGAGGCUAGAGGCGCUAUCGAGAAAGAAACUAGCCGUUGACGCCUCGAUAUGGAUCUACCAGUUCUUGAAAGCAGUCAGGGACAAGGAAGGCAACGCCCUCCACCUGUCUCAUAUUGUUGGUUUCUUCAGGAGGAUAUGCAAGCUAUUGUAUUUCGGCAUACUCCCAAUCUUUGUGUUUGACGGAGGCGUCCCCGUGUUGAAGAGACAGACGAUUUUGGAGAGAAAGAAUCGAAGGCAGGAAAAGUCAGAGUCUACUCGAGAAACUGCUCAGAAGUUGCUUGCCAUUCAACUUCAAAGAGAAGCUGAAGGCGCCGUAAGACGCGACCGGAUAUUGCCAAGCUCUAACCGCCGCAAUCACAAUCACAACGGCAACUUUGGUGACGAUAACGAUAACGAUAACGAAAACGAUAACGAUGACGAUGACGACGACGUGAUAUACUUUGAAGAUUUGCCCGCCAACAAGCAAACCGAAGUCAAAACACCACCAAAGCGGCCCAGAACUAUCCAGUUUCGCCGCAAAGACGAGUACCACUUGCCCGAUUUGCACGAGUUCAAGGUGUCUAAAAACGACCAGCGGAUCAUGCUCGAUGACGAGACAAUCCAAGCAGAUGAGGACUUUGAUCACGUCGAUGGAAUAAACAUCAAUGACGUUGACCCCAAAUCGAAGGAGUUUGCCAGGGACCUCCCCAUCGCGACUCAGUACAUGAUUUUAAACCACCUUCGAUUGAAGUCGCGGUUGAGAAUGGGGUACAGAAAAGAGCAGUUGCAAGAACUAUUCCCGAGCCUGAUGGAAUUUUCCAAAUUCCAAAUUCAGCAAGUGCAAAAGAGAAAUUUCUUCACCCAGAAGUUGAUGAAUGUGACUGGUAUGGGUGACGACUUCAAUGUAGAACGCCGUAUUGCAGGCGACAAGGAUAGGAAAUACGCAUUGGUCAAGAACGAAGAUGGGUGGACGUUGGCGUUGCUGGGCCAAGGCUCCAGCAUUGAAAACCCAGUUGCUCUAUCUGAUGGUGAAGAAGAAGAGGAGCAUGAAGCAGCAAAGCAGAGAUUGAGGCCUCCUGGUAGAGCCGAAAAGGUGCAGCCAACAGAUGUAGUGAAUAUAUCCGAGAAUAGUGAUUCCGAUUUUGAAGACGUUCCACUCGAAGAAGAGAAAGAAACACAGGAGGAGCGAGAUCUUCAGCAAGCGCUAAUCCGAUCGAUUUAUGAUCAGUAUGAACAUCAGCAACCUAACAAAGAGGAGGACAGCGCUGUUGCAGAGAAAGAAAAGCAAAACCGUGGACUUUUUGAUUUGGCAAAGGCACUUGAAGAAAGCAAGAAGGACUAUUAUCGGUUGGUUGAAGAUGAAAAACAGCUAAUGAAGACUGCACCAACCAAUCACCAAGGUUCGAUUGGACUUGGACAAUCUUUUCUAUUUCCCGGCUUGAAUUUUGAGAGCAAACCAAGCGAAAUACUGGCGACCGAGGCGCCCAAUACUAACAAAGAGCCAGCUUCGAGAGACAAGUUGCGUUCAUCCUUUCCAGCUCCAGAUCAUACACAGAAAACAUUGAAAUCCGAUGCGGGGAAUAAACAUCUGACAAAUUUGCCCCUCAAAAGCGAUCUCGGCUCGUCUUUUUUGUUUUCUAAUGAUAAUCACAGAACGGGCAGGGUUGAAUUGAAAAGAGAAAACAAGCGUCGUGGAUCACACCCCCCGCCACAAGACAAAAUGGAGGACAGUACACCUGCCGUACCUGUUGCACCGACUGAGGGGUUGUCAAAUCAAAUUUCCAAAUCGGUAACUACCGAAACCGCGCGUGUUCAUCAACCAGACAAGCGCAUCAGGUACAGUUCGAGUGCAGAAGAAGAAGAACAAGAAGAAGAAGAAGAAGAAGAAGAGGAGAACGACAACAACGAAAAGGAGGAAAUCAACCAAACCAAGUGCCAGCAACAGAUUCCCGACUGGUUCCGGAACGAAGUCAACCAGACAUUGAACCCCCACAAUGAAAAGUUCGUAUCUAAUACCAUCUACAAUCAGAGCAAACCGAAAGAAGAAGAGGAAGCCAUGGGACUCAUACCGUGGUUUGAAGCAAAGGAAUAUCUAGAACAGCAGGAAUCAGAACAUAGCGACGACGGCGUGGUUGAAAUCGGCUCGCCCGUUCACGCGUCACCAAUUCAUCCAACUGUGGUGGACAAGCCUGUGCCGCCACUAAAUGAUGAUUCAGCCCAGAAGCAGCAAUCGACUGAAGACUUAUCCACGGAUGUGUCCCGAAAAGCUGCUGUGAUUGACUACGAAUACGAAGAGAAUGAAGAGGAGGACCUUUUCAACCAGCUCAGGGCAGAGGAAGCAGAUAGCGAGAAGCUCCAAACGCAAAUUAGACAAUCUCACGUUUUGCCAGUUUCCUCGGUUGAGACUAGAAUAACCGAAGAGCAUCUUUUGCAGGAAAAGUUGCAAAAGGCCAAGCGAGACUCGGACGAGGUUACAGAGAACAUGAUCUACGACGUGCAGGAAUUGUUGAAAAGAUUUGGGAUACCAUUUAUAACAGCACCUAUGGAGGCAGAGGCGCAAUGCGCCGAGCUCUUGAAGAUUGGACUAGUUGAUGGAAUCAUCACGGACGAUAGCGAUUGCUUUUUGUUUGGUGGAGACAAGGUAUACAAGAACAUGUUUAAUCAAAAGCAGUUUGUUGAAUGCUACUUCAAAGACGACAUUGAUGCUAAACUUGGUUUAUCCCAGGAUAGUUUAAUCGAACUCGCGUUGCUCUUGGGAAGCGACUACACCGAGGGAAUCAAAGGCAUUGGCCCUGUUCUUGCAAUGGAAAUCUUGGCCGAGUUUGGAAACUUGACCAAGUUCAAGCAGUGGUUCGACAAGCAUACAAAGGCCGCCACGGGAGAUAAACGUAACUUGACAUCGUUGGAGAAGAACUUGCUCACGAGAACAAAGAAUGGUAAAUUGUAUUUGCCUGACAGCUUCCCCGACAAGGUUGUUUUCGAAGCUUAUAAGCAGCCACAAGUAGAUCACGACAAGAGCGAGUUCAAAUGGGGAGUGCCGAACUUGGACCAGAUUCGGUCGUUCCUUAUGUAUAACGUCGGUUGGACGCAGGAGAGAGUGGACGAGGUGAUGAUUCCUUUGAUACGGGACUUGAACAAAAAGCGCGCUGAAGGAACGCAGUCAACCAUUGGAGAGUUUUUCCCUCAAGAGUAUAUUCAGAGCAGAAAAGAGCUCCACUUGGGCAAGAGAAUGAAAACAGCUGCAAACAAGCUACACAAGAGGAAGAAAUUGAACUAA
Lodderomyces beijingensis is the source of this 3306-nucleotide messenger RNA. The record is from the annotation of a GenBank genome assembly. NCBI's taxonomy places the organism in Eukaryota, Fungi, Ascomycota, Pichiomycetes, Serinales, Debaryomycetaceae.